Messenger RNA from Silurus meridionalis, 1999 nucleotides. RefSeq names its product dehydrogenase/reductase (SDR family) member 12 (gene dhrs12). The transcript is spliced from 10 exons. The record is from RefSeq and is a predicted model, not a curated record. Lineage: Eukaryota; Metazoa; Chordata; Actinopteri; Siluriformes; Siluridae. Bases 288 to 1262 code for a protein of 324 amino acids.
UUUGCUCAACUGUAGUGUAAAAUGGGGGAAUGAAUAAAUCACGUGGUUUAUUCGCCACAUAACAAACACCUGAGUCGACACAACCUGAGUCGACACAACAGUCCGAACAGUCCUGGCCAGUGACAUUUCCGGAAGUCAUGCACUCCUAAAGUCGUUGCUUGUAUUCAGAUGAGCACCAGGGCGGUGUGCAGUGUUGACACGUGCUGUGUGUUAAUGGUCCUGCUUAUGAAACAGUAAACACGACCUGUUACAUCAGGCAGUGUGUUUACGACACAGAAGGUGCCACAAUGUCUUAUUACAGAAACGCGAUUUGGUUUGUAAAAGGGCUGCGAGAAUACACAAGGAGUGGCUAUGAAGCAGCAGCAAAACAUUUCAUAGAUUCUGAUCUGGACCUGGAUGUAAGCAGUAGGUCUUUUGUUAUCACGGGCGCCAACAGCGGGAUUGGAAAAGCGACUGCUCUGGAAAUAGCUAAACGAGGUGGCACAGUGCACAUGGUCUGUCGAAAUAAAGAGCGUGCAGACGAGGCGAAAAAGCAAAUUGUGGAACAGAGCAAAAACGAGAAUGUGCAUGUGCACAUUGUGGACAUGUUAAGUCCGAGAGGAUUAUGGGAAUUUGUGAACAACUUCACUCAGAACCAUAGCGUACAUGUGCUGAUCAACAAUGCUGGGUGUAUGGUGAAUCAGCGUGAGUUGACUGAGAAUGGCCUUGAGAAAAACUUUGCCACCAACACACUUGGAACAUUCAUCCUGACCACAGCACUAAUUCCUGUGCUGAAAAAGUCCCAGGACCCAAGAGUGAUCACUGUAUCAUCAGGAGGAAUGUUGGUCCAGAAACUCAACCUUGAUGAUCUGCAGUUUGAAAAAGGAACCUUUGAUGGAACUAUGGCUUAUGCCCAGAACAAGAGACAGCAGGUGAUAAUGACAGAAGUUUGGGCACGUCAGCACAAAGAGAUUCACUUCUCAUCUAUGCACCCAGGUUGGGCCGAUACACCAGCGGUGCGGUCCUCUAUGCCAGAUUUUUAUGCCAAAAUGAAGGAUAAAUUACGCACAGAAGCACAAGGAGCUGACACUGUGGUAUGGUUAGCACUGGCUGACGCAGCUGUGAAGCAUCCCAGUGGUCUCUUCUUCCAAGACAGAACCCCAGUGGCCACACACCUGCCUCUGGCCUUUACCAGAUCCUCAUCCUCUGAGGAGAACGAGUUUAUGAACAUGCUGGAGCGGCUCAACACACAGCUGAGGCAGUGUCCUACUUCGGCGCUUUAAAGAAGAAAAAUGUCCGUACAAAAAAGAUACAUUUUUUUCUCUAAAUAACAGCCAAAAUAAAAAUGUAAAUGUUUUAUAUGGAAUGUGCCAUUACAGAUAUGCUUACUUGAUUGUGGAAAAUAAUAAAACAUACAUACAUUAUCUAAUUGUCUAAUCAUGUCCUGUUGUAGGCGUGACAAUUUUUUACUUCACGAAAGUGCAUUAAACUAAUGAAUACUAAGAUGUUUGUCAUAUUCAAUUUAAUAUUGUAUUUUAAAGGAUUUGUUCCAAAAAGUACAGUAAACCUAUAAUGUGUUUCAUAUUUUUCAAUUCUUCAGACCUUUUGCUUUGAUGGCAGCUUUGGACACUCUUGGUAUUCUCUUAAUCAGCAUCAUGAGGCAGUCACCUGGAAUGGUUUUUCCAACAAUCCUGAGAAGUUUCCAGAGUUGUUGUAUACUGUACUUGUUGGCUGUUAUUCCUUCACUCUCUGGUCCAACUCAUCCCAAACCAUCUCAUCUGGAUUUGGACUGGGUGAUUGUGGAGGUCAGGUCAUCUGAUGCAGCAUUCAAUCACUGUUCUUCUUGAACAGAUAGCUUGUUGUUCUUUUAAAGUAAUGGUUCCGUUGCUACAAUUAGACCGUAAAGUCUACUCUGAACAGUGUAUGUUGCAGUAUGGCUACCACUUGAACUCUAAAAAGCCUGUAUGUAAAUUGGAGGUUUCUGAGGAUGGUAAUUCUAAUAAACGUAUCUUCUGCAGAA